This is a messenger RNA of Suhomyces tanzawaensis NRRL Y-17324, 996 nucleotides long. It is a transcript of the gene SIP5, whose product is annotated as Sip5p. NCBI's taxonomy places the organism in Eukaryota, Fungi, Ascomycota, Pichiomycetes, Serinales, Debaryomycetaceae. The annotation marks the transcript as partial. Gene Ontology annotation, cellular component: cytoplasm. The record is from RefSeq and is a predicted model, not a curated record. The transcript has a single exon.
UUGCCAUUGCACAGCAUCGAGACAGCGUUCUCCGACCAGGAGGAGGAAGACGACAUCGACAACCACAAGAUCCACAAGUCGGCCAACUACUACAGAAGACAGGAGCAGAAACUCAACUUGAAGGCUCUCAUCGAGCGGGUCAAGAACAUCCAGAAGGACGAGGAGAACCGGUUUUUUGAGCAGAAGUUGUUGGCCAAAGCCCCUGCUGAGGAGAUGUCCCGGGUGUCCCCCGAGCUUCCCAGCAAAUCGUUGUUGCUCAGACUCUACCGCGACGCUACAGAAUGUCCCAUCUGCUUCUUGUACUACCCAAGAAACCUCAACGUGUCCAGAUGUUGCGUGCAGCCCAUCUGUACCGAGUGUUUCGUGCAAAUCAAACGGUUGGACCCCCACUCCCCCCACGACGAUCCAUCUAACCAGCAGGGCUCCGAGGCGUUGCCACACACAUUGAUCUCCGAGGCUGCAAGCUGUCCUUAUUGUGCCCUGCCCGAUUUUGGUGUGACCUACGACGCUCCAAUUGACAUCAACACGGGCAUUGGAGGAAGCAUGAAGGCAGGACAGUUCACAGGACCGAUCGAAAGUAUUCCUGAGGACUCCGAGGCGGUGAUAUCGUCAUCUCCUGGGUCCAACGAAUUUGCAGUGCAGGAAAUGGUUGCUGUGAAGAAGCCUGUCAGUGCAGGCAAGAGAAGAAAAUCCUUGGCAGCCGAUGCUGCAGGAGUGAUUACUAUCGAUAUCAUUAGACCAGAUUGGGAGCAGAAACUCACAUCUGCGCGCAACAAGUUGGCCAGAAAGGCAGCCACAGCCAGUGCUAUCCAUGCAUCCAACUUGCUCAUUCAAGGAGACGAGGAGCCCAGACAGGGGCGCAGAAGAGCCACCACCAACGGGUCCAGCUCGCACUUGAGGUCAGCAGAGGAGCGCAUGAUCGAGGAAGCGUUGCGGUUGUCGUUGUUGGACGAGGAGGAAAGGCAGAGAAAGGCCGAGUUCGAGGAGAGAAAGAAG